Molecule: messenger RNA, 150 nt
Organism: Schizophyllum commune H4-8
Lineage: Eukaryota; Fungi; Basidiomycota; Agaricomycetes; Agaricales; Schizophyllaceae
Exons: 1
Source: RefSeq, a predicted model, not a curated record
AUGUAUCUGGGCAGGUGGUGCGUGGGGGUUCUCCAUAGCACGGCGACCCUGUCCUCAGGGAAAACCUGCGCAUUGUAUGGGCUUCGGCUCAUGCACCGUCCCAAUAUUUUCCGGUCCCGCUCUGGCCACUCUGGCUGGGCGGGCUCUCUU